Messenger RNA from Callithrix jacchus (white-tufted-ear marmoset), 12719 nucleotides. It is a transcript of the gene KRABD2, whose product is annotated as KRAB domain containing 2. The record is from RefSeq and is a predicted model, not a curated record. NCBI's taxonomy places the organism in Eukaryota, Metazoa, Chordata, Mammalia, Primates, Cebidae. Gene Ontology annotation, biological process: regulation of DNA-templated transcription; DNA integration. Gene Ontology annotation, molecular function: nucleic acid binding.
AUGCCCUCAUUCCUGGUGCCUCUCAUUUCUUCUCCAGUCCUGCUGAAGCUGCUCCUUAGCCCAGGCCCUAUACAGCAGCCAGCACUGUUUCCAGAGGCAACAGCAUUUGAAGAUAUGACCAAAGAUUGGAAUUAUUUAGAAGCCUCUCAAAAAGAUUAUUACAGGGACACAAUGCUGGACAGUUAUGAGAACAUGGUCCCACAGGGAUCCUUCUUAGAGUUCUCCAUGAUGCCUCAGAGAGCUGGAAAUGAUCCACCUGGGGCUUCAAAUGCAAGUGAAAUGGAAAUGGAGAUGAGUAACAUGAGAGAAAAGUUUCUUAUGAGUGUAACAAAGUUAGUAGAAAGCAAAAGUUACAACAGCAAGGUAUUUUCCAGAGAAAAGUACUUUCAAACAAUAAAGGAAGUUAAAGAAGCUAAAGAAAAAGGGAAGAAGUCCUCACGUGAUUAUCGCCGUGCAGCAAAAUACGAAGUGAUCUCUGUACAGGGCACAGAGAAACUGAUAGAGGCUACUCAUGGAGAACGAGAUCGAAUACGGUAUUAUGUGCAUAAAGAAGAACUGUUUGAUAUUCUGCAUGACACACAUCUCAGAAUUGGACAUGGUGGGCGGACACGCAUGCUCAAGGAGCUGCAGGGAAAAUAUGGGAAUGUCACCAAAGAAGUUAUUGUCUUAUAUCUGACUCUGUGUAAACAGUGCCACCAGAAGAACCCAGUACCCAAGAGAGGCCUUGCACCCAAGCCCCUGACUUUUAAGGACAUAGACUCCACAUGCCAAGUUGAAAUACUUGACAUGCAGUCAAGUGCCGAUGGUGAGUUCAAGUUCAUUUUAUACUACCAGGACCACUUGACCAAGUUUAUUAUUUUACGGCCAUUAAAAAGCAAGCAGACCCAUGAGGUGGUCAGUGUCUUGUUAGAUAUUUUCACAAUUCUUGGUACACCCAGUGUGUUAGACUCCGACAGUGGCAUUGAGUUCACAAACCAGGUUGUUCGUGAGCUCAGUGAGUUGUGGCCGGACCUAAGGAUUGUGUCUGGUAAGCACUACCCUGGCCAUGCCCAGGGCUCCCUGGAAGGAGCAAGCCGUGAUAUAAAGAACAUGAUAAGUGCCUGGAUGCAGAGUAACUACUCAUGUCACUGGGCCAAAGGUCUCCGAUUCGUGCAGAUGGUGAGGAAUCAGGCUUUCGACGUUUCCUUGCAGCAAAGUCCAUUUGAGGCAAUGUUUGGUUGUAAAGCCAAAUUUGGGCUAUAUUCCUCAAACUUGCCUCGGGAAACUGUGGCUACUUUACAAACAGAAGAAGAGCUAGAAAUUGCUGAAGAACAGCUAGAAAAUAGCCUUUGGAUCAGGCAGGAAGAAAGGGCUGAGAUUGGAGCUGACAGAUCUGAUAUGGAUGAUGACAUUGAUCCCAAUCCUGAAGCUACAGAACCCAGCACCUCGCAAGGGGCUUCCGGCCUCCUCUGCUGGUGAACAGAUGCCUGCUGGGGGGACCGUCACAUACAGGUGUGUGUCUGAGCAUUAGAGUCAUCUGAGAACUGUUGCCAGAGGCUCCAGGGGAAAGGAUUGAAGGCCCCACUCUCAGGUCAAGUUGUACAUAGUAGUCCUUGCUCAAAAAGGGAAAACUUGAUUGGGUCUGUGUAUUUAUUCUUAGGGCUGCCAUAAAAAAUUACCACAGCCUGGCCGACACGUGGCUCAACCUAUAAUCCCCACACUUUGGGAGGCCAAGUCGGGCAGAUCACUUGAGGUCAGGAGUUCAAGACUAGCCUGGCCAACAUGGUGAAACCCUGUAUCUACUAAAAAUACAGAACUUAGGCCGGGUGCGGUGGCUCACGCCUAUAAUCCCAGCACUUUGGGAGGCUGAGGCGGUGGAUCACGAAGUCAAGAGAUCGAGACCAUCCUGGUCAACAUGGUGAAAUGCCGUUCUCUACUAAAAAUACAAAAAUUAGCUGGGCAUGGUGGCGCACACCUGUAGUCCCAGCUACUUGGGAGGCUGAGGCAGGAGAAUUGCUUGAACCCAGGAGGCAGAGGUUGCGGUGAGCCGAGAUUGUGCCAUUGCACUCCAGCCUGGGUAACGAGCAAAACUCCAUCUAAAAAAAAAAAAAAACAAAAAAAACUAGGUUUCAGUGAGCCGAGACUGUGCCACUGCACUCCAACCUUGGUGACAGAGCAAGACUCUGUCUCAAAAAAAUAAAAAUAAAAAAUUACCACCACCUGGGUGACUUAACAGAAAUUGAGUCUCACAGUUCUGGAGGCUGGAAGUCUGAAGUUAAGGUAUCAGUAAGGUUGGUUCCUCCUGGAGGCUCUGGGGGAGAAUCCAUUCCAUGCGUUUGUCCUUUCUCCGGUGGACACGGCAGUCCUUGGUGUUACUUGGCUUAUGACAGUGUAAGUCCAGUCCCUGCUUCUAUCUUCGUGUGGCCCUCUCCCCUGUGUCCAUGUGUAUUAUUUUCUGUCUCUUGUAAAGACAUCAUCGGACACCAAAUCUGUGUCAAUGGAUUUAGGGCCCACUCUAAUGAGGAUGAUCUCAUCUCAAGAUCCUUACCUUAUUUAGAUCAGCACAUACUCCUUUUCCAAAUAAGGUCACAUUCACAGGUACUAGAAACUUGAACUUGGACUUAUCUUUUUAAGAGACACAGUUCUGGUCAGGCAUGGUGGCUCACACCUGUAAUCCCAGCUACUUGGGAGGCUGAGGCAGGAGAAUCACUUGAACCCAGGAGGUGGAAGUCGCAGUGAGCUGAGACCCUGCCGUUGCAUUCCAGCCUGGGCAACAGAGCAAGACUCCGUCUCAAAAAAAAAAAGAGACACAGUUCUACUCAUUAUAGUCAACAGAAGAAAAUGUCUGCAAAUAAGAGCUGAUGGGGCCUCAAGAAUGUAAAGCUGGUGGGGCUGCCCUAAAUAUAUCUGACACGUAUUCCUGCCCAUCAGACACAUACCCUAAAACAUGAGGCAUCACAGGAAAAUAAAUAGAUGAAGGAAGGCUGGGCACAGUGCCUCAUGCCUGUAAAGCCAACACUUUGGGAGGCUUAAGCAGCCGAUCACUUGAGGCCAGGAGUUCGAGACCAGCCUGGCCAACAUGGUAAAAUCCUCUCUCUACAAAAAUACAAAAAAUUAGCCUGGCAUGGUGGCACGGACCUGUAAUCCUAGCUACUCAGGAGGCUGAGGUGGGAGGAUCCCUUGAACCCCGGAGGUGGAGGUUACAGUGAGCCAAGAUCACACCACUGUACUCCAGCCUGGACAACAGAGCAAGGCUCUGUCUCAGAACAAAAACGAAGUAAAUGGAGGAAAAGUAAUGAGAAGAAAAGCAGUUCAUCCAAGAUGCCCUAGAGACUGGCCACCUCACCAACUGGGCUGUUUCCUGCUUCAGGAGAAGUAUGUACCAUCCCUGCUCGCAGUGUACUACACAGAGAACUGUGUGACUGCAUAAAACAUAUAUUAAAAUUAGGUCAGAAUUAAGGUAUGGCUGGAAUUUGUGUAUGAGUCUGCCACUUAUCUGUGUCUCAAGCACUUAAAAACAUAUCCUGUUCCUGGCACAGGUCAGUGCCUUGCAGGAAGUGACCAAUAGGGAAACAGUCGAGGUUUCUAGAACAAAAUGCAAGAGUUGGGCUGAGAUCACUGCUCUACCUAGAGAGGAGUAGGGCAAGGCCAGUCUGGAUCAUGGUUCAGAGCAAGGAUGACUGACCAGCCACAGGGGAGGACAGUGCCCAGGACCUGUGUAUGCCUACGUUCCCAAUGCCUCAGAUGGAGUGCCUAGCCCAUUGAAGGCCCUCAGUGAAUUUAAUGAGUAAAUGAUUCUACACAAAUGGGCAUGGGGAAGAAGAAAGGGCCUGCAAUAUUUUAUUCUUUAUAAGGUGUCCUUCCUGCACAUUCCAGAGCCAUCUAAAACCCAUUCUGAUUGUCACUAGUGCCAGUUCCCUCUUCUGUAAGGGGCAGUAACAUUCCUGAUGCUGCCUACCUCACAGGAUUGUCCCGAGAGACCAGCGAGAUUCUGCAUGUGAAGGGGCUUUCUCUAUGAAUAGUGAAGUUCUACAAUGUGACUCAUCUUGGCUGCAAGCAGAUCCUGUUCUCCGCAUAAGUGUGGGAGACCUCUUCAUUACCAUUUCUUUUCAGAUUCAGCAGUGUUAAGUUGGAAUGUAUUCAGUGAAGCUGCAUGAUGAUCACAUAGGAAGUGACAUCACUUUCCAGCUUGUUUUGGGGGGCCAAAAUCUUGCUCUGUUCUUGGCCAGCACCCCAGUUUCCAUCCUCCUUCCAACCCAUUGGCUUUGUAAUUCAGUCUAGCAGGUUUAGGAAGCCCAACUUUGACUGAGGAUGUUACCUUCCCCUCCCCAAUGCUGAUCUUCUUCCUCCUAGUUACUUGGCAAACCAGGAACCACAUCAUCAACUCAUGUGGGUAAAAGGUGACAUGAGACAUAACACUGCUUUCUUUCCCAGAGAUGCCUGCAAAUAACCUGGGUUUCCAGGAGCUGCCACAUCACCCUUCCUCUUUUGCUUCUUAAUAUUGGCAGUGGGAAAGACAGGAUUUCUGGGCCCAGUCUGGCCUGCAUUAUCAUAUUUCAGCAUCUGGAAUAGAGAUCACCAACCAGUGUGCCACAGCUAGUCUCAGCUUGCAAAUAUAUUUUGUCCAUAUGUUUAAAUUUUUUUUUUGAGACAGUUUCACUCUUGUCGCCCAGGCUGGAGUGCAAUGGCAUAAUCUUGGCUCACUGCAGUCUCCGCCUCCCGGGUUCAAGUGAUUGCACUUACCUCACCCUCCCAAGUAGCUGGGAUUACAGGUGCCUGCCACCAUGCCUGGCUAAUUUUUGUAUUUUUAUGGAGAUGGGGUUUUGCCAUGUUGGCCAGGUUGGUCUUGAACUCCUGACCUCAGGUGAUCCACCCACCUUGGCCUCCCAAAGUGCUGGGAUUACAGGCGUGAGCCACUGUGCCCAGCCUUUUAAAUUGUUUUUAAUUAAUUGCCAACACUUUAAACACUGGAGAUUUAAAUCUGGAUGUCUAACACCUCUUGAAAACUCGGCACAUGUGGCCACAGUGGGCCCACAAUUUCUGCAUGGCAGCAAAUGAGCCGUGGUGCCUGCGGCACUCUGCAGGUGGCCACCAUCAGCCACUCACAUACAUACGCAUUUCUGUGGCCCACUGCUAAAGAAAGGCCAGUGCAGGGUAUGGUGGCAUGCACCUGCAAUCCCAGCUACUUGGGAGGCUGAAGUGGGAGGAUCACUUGAACCUGGGAGGCUAAGGUUAAAGUGAGCUGUGAUUGUAUCACUGCAUUGCAGCCUGGGCAACCCUGUUUAAAAAAAAAAAAAAAAAAAAAGGCCAGCAACAGAAGUAUGUAUCUCUAGGAAUUUAUGAUAGAAGUGGCAUUUCAAUCAGUGGGAAGGGCUGUAUUAUUUAGUUAAUAGUGCUGGAUCCAUUUGACAAAAAUGGAGUCUGACCCUUAAACAUUAAUAUUUUUUAAACUGUAAUAAAAAUAUUGGGGAAAAAAGUUUUGUGAUCUUGGAAUGGAGAAAAUAUUAAUGUAUUUGGCUACAUAAAAAUAAAAACUGGUAUGGAAAAUAAUGCCAUUUAAAAGGAAAAUAGGGCCAGGAGGGGUGGCUCACGCCUGUAAUCCCAACAGUUUGGGAGGCCGAGGCGGGCAGAUCACGAGGUCAGGAGAUCAAGACCAUCCUAGCCAACAUGGUGAAACCCCGUCUCUACUAAAAUACAAAAAAUUAGCCAGGUGUGGUGGCGUGCACCUGUAGUUCCAGCUACUCGGGAGGCUGAGACCGGGGAAUAGCUUGAACCCAAGAGAUGGAGGUUGCAGUGAGCCACAAGGUUGCAGUGAACCAAGAUCAUGCCACUCUACUCCAGCCUGGCAACAGAGAGCAAGACUCCAUCUCAAAAAAAAAAAAGGAGUAAAUAGUCUGAGUGUGGUGGCUUAUGCCUAAUAUCCCAGCACUUUAGGAGGCCAAAGUGGCUGGAUCACCUGAGGUCAGGAGUUUGAGACCAACCUGGCCAAAAUGGCGAAACCCCAUCUCUACUAAAAAUACAAAAAUUAGCCAGGCAUAUUGGCGGGUGCCUGUAAUCCUAGUUACUUGGUAGGCUAAGGCACAAGAAUUGGUUGAAUCCAAGAGGCGGAGAUUGCAGUGAGCUGAGAUCAUGCCACUGCACUCCAGCUUGGGCAACAGAGUGAGACUCCCUCUCAAAAAAUUUUUUUUGUUUUCUAAGAAUCUGUUACGAUUCUCUUUCUCAUCCUUGGCUAUUUCUUCUAGUCUCAGUUUCAGCUGUGACUUUAUUGUGCAAGACUCCCUUAUGCCUCUUCCAGGCUCCAGUCUUCUGAAUACUUUGGGCUUCUCAGGGUCAAUAAUCUCCCCUAACAUAUUCUUCCUUCUGUUUUCCACUAGUUCUAUUAAUGGUCACCCAAGCCAGAAACCUCAGGGUCUCAUUCUCCCUCACUGCCGCUAGCCAAUUUGCUAAAACGUCAUCCCUACCAGUGGCAGAUUACAUUUUCUAAAUGUGUAUGCAACAGUAUAUCUGUAACACAUGUUCUUUUAGAACUUUGCACUUCCCUAUCAAGAGAUGGAGUUUUUAUCACCUCUACUUGAACCUAGGCAGAAAUUUGUUCUUUCCUUGACCAGUCUAGUACAAAAGAGUGAUAAUAUGUGGCUUCUGAGGCUGUCAUAAAAAUACCACCUCAUUCUCUUGGAAUGGUCACUCUUGAAACCCAGUCACCAUGUUCUGAGGAAGCCCAAGCAGCUUGUGGAGGCCCACAUGGAGAAGUGUCAAAGCCCUGGGCCCUCAUCCCUGGCUAAGCUCUUAACCAACAGACAGAACCAACAUGCCAACCAUGUGAGUGAGCCGUCUUAAAAGUAGACUUUCUGGCCGCAGUUCAUCUUCCAUUCAAUACUGUAUAGAACAGAGACAAGCCCUGGCCAAAUUGCAGAGUCAUGUGCACAAUAAAUGAAUGUUGUUGCUUCAAGCCACUAAGUUUAGAGGUGGUUUGUUAUGCAACAAUAUGUAACUGAUAGGCUAACUCUGAAAUGUCUUAAAUCUAUUGCCAUCUCUCCAUUCCCCCCAGGAUAAGCCCUUGUUACCUUGGUUGAUUGGAAGACAUCCCAUCUAGUGAAUCUUCCAGAAGUAAAGCUCUGCUCAGAAUAAUAGUUAACACUACUAAAUACUGAUUUACCUACAUUAUUAGUACUGAGCUUUAAAUUCAUUUUCUUAUUUAUUUCUUACAGCCCAACAAAGUUAGUUGAAGCUGAAGAAAUGAGUUUAAAUAAGUGUAUUAAGGACUUAAUUUUCCCCUCUUAUACAGAAAGAAAUGAAGCUCAGAAAAUAAUAACUAGCCCAGGGUUCAAACCUCAGUGUUAAGUCCAAGGUCUGUGCUUGUAACCACCUCCCCUGCUCAAGAAUCUUCAGUGGGUCAAGUGUGGUGGCUCAUGCCUGUAAUCCAAGCACUUUGGGAGGCUGAGGCAGAAGGACUCCUUGAGCCACAGGGUUCGAUACCAGCCUGGGUAACAUAGUGAGGCAUGGCAUUAAUUAGCUAGGCAUGGUAGCUCACACUGUAGUCCCAGCUACUUGGGUGACCGAGGUGGGAGGAUCUCUUCAGCUCAGGAGGUGGAGGCUGCAGUGAGCUAUGAUUGCACCACAGCACUUAAGGGAAAAAAAGAAUCCACAGGGGUUCCACAUUACCCACAGGGUAACAAUUUAAACCUGGCAUCCAUGUUGGAAUAUAAUAUGGUCCCAACUACCUUUGCAGCUUUGGAAUUGAGGCAUCAGGUCUAGGCACAUGAAUUUCCUGGUUGCACUUGUUUUUUGCGGGGUGGCAGCAAGAAACUCAGGCCAUUUGUUGGCUUCUCUAGGUACUGCCAGAGUCACUUAUUCUUUCUGGAACUUGGCUUCCUCAUGUAAAGUGGGAGACAAUUGAACCAACUCGUAUUAAAGUUCUCUUCCACUUCUGCUCUGUGUAGUGUGAAAACUGUCAUUUUGUACUUUUGUACUUCCUACCUCUUCUAGAACCCCAGCCCGAGCUUCCUGCCAGGGCACAUGUCCCCACUUCUGAGAUGGAGAGAAAAUGGGAGGCUUAGAGAUGAAUGCUUUUGUGAAUGUUCUCUAUUUACCACUGUCUCAGAACUAGCUUUGGCCUCCUAUUGUGGGAUAGAAUCUGCUUGUUUGCAGCUCUAGGGGUAGAAGGAACAUUUUCUUCUGACAUUUCUGAGAUCCUAUUACCAAUGGUUUUUUGAGACUAAGCAUUGGAAUGUCAUUAAUUAGUACUGAGAAGGAAGGGCAGCGAGGGAGGCAACUGAGAAGCUCAGACUUAAGAUCCUGCUUCCAAAUUAUUUUGCAUGCUUUCUGAAAAAAGCAUGGUCACGUUAGUGCAAACAGACCAUUAAAGUAUGGUUUGCCGAGGUUAGGUUCGAUCACUGCGUAAGCCAGUUACCUCUGCAGUUACUUUAACCUUCUUCAAUGUGGUGACUUUUGGUUGUUAAAUUUUAAGGGGAAAGGUUUUGUUUGUUUGUUUGUUUGUGAUUUACAGUUCUUCCGUUUGUUUUAUGAAAGUUUUACGGAAAUUGAUUUGAUACCUGAAAUACUCUGAAAUAUAAAAGAGCAAGAGUUAUGCCAGGACUCUUUCUCAAACAGUUGACUGAUGGCAAAAGAAGUCUGUCCCUGGAAUCUUCAGAAUUUUGUUCAGAAUUUUAUUCCUUUGAACUUAUUGAAUUUGAUUUCUUUUUUAGUUCCUGGUUCUCCUUAUUUUUAUCUUGGUGCUAAUCUUUGUUUACCCAGGUUCUGACACUUUUACCCUAGAAUUAAUUACCCCAGAUGGUUGACUCUACUGUGUUUUCCAAGCAAACAAAGUAGGCAGGAAAUGUAAGCUUCCUGAGCAAACUGCCCUUCCGCUUCACUAUGAGACUUUGCCUUUUAGAAUCAUAUUGAUCUUUGUCUACUUUUCUUAGUUACAGUUGAUUUAUGAUUAUUAUUUUGGUUUGGAUCUAGUUAGGGUUUCCCUUUUCCAUUUAAAAUUUGGUCCUGAUAUUUUGCUUUUUGCUUCCCCACAUCUCAAUUUGUUAAAUCUUAUUGUUCUGUUUAACCUGAACUGUUACAUCCUUUCUGUUGACUAGCUCCUUGCUCAGAAUAACUUUGCCACGCCUGGAAUUUUGGCAUAAGAGUUCUCUUUACAGUUAUGCACGUCGCACGACAUUGCGGGGUGGGUAUGUAGCAGAUGAGGGUUUGUGAGCCUUUCCUCUGGGUUUUGCACAAAUGGGUCACCCCUAACUUUGGCGAGUCAUUCAGUAGCCAGAUAUUUUCCUCUUUCCUCCUCCCCACUCGACCCCCACAGUUCAGUGUACUGUUCUUUGAAUGACAUCCCCUCUCUUUUUGCCUCUCUUUCUGAUGCAAUGGCAGGAAUCCUGGAAACGGUUGCCUUAAAUGUAGGGACCAUUAGGAUCUUUCUCAACUCAUAACCCAGGUCACCUGUAAUAAUACAGCUGCCUCCCAGUCCUGAAUAGGGUGUAGAGAGCCAUUCCAGACACCUGAAACUGCCAUCCUUCAUCUCUAGAUGCAGGGGCUCUCUGUAUCAGGAAGAGAGCCUCUCUGAAAUCCACUGUCAUUCUGGGUUUUCCUUGACCAGGUCUCCUUACCUACCCCAUUCUCUAGCCUGUCAGUUUCAUUCAUUGAUUAGACAUUUAUAAGCACCAAGUAUGUAACCAGGCGUCAUGCUGGCCUUUGGAGGUACCAACAAAUAAAGAGACUGCUAAAUGCAGAAAAAUGGGCACAGAGUAAAGAUUUGUAAGUCUAAAGGAGUGCUCAGUGAGAAGUCACGCAGGCUAAGUUUUGGAUCACUGCUGAACGUUCUCCAUGCUGCCUACUUUGUAUUAGAGGACUUCUGGCAAGGAAAAUGUAACCAGCAGGAUCCUCACUCAGAGACCUGGCAGACGCCACCUUAACUCAGUAAUCAAAGUUAACCUCCCCAGUGUACAUACAACUACUGCUGCUCCUGAUAGGAUGCACUGAGAACAUUUCUGUGACAUUUCUACCACUGAUGCACUACUCGAAGCUAAUUAAGAAGAGACAAUAUUGGAGACCAAGGCGGGCGGAUCACCUGAGGUUGGGAGUUAAAGACCAGCCUGACCAACAUGGUGAAACCCCGUCUUUAUUAAAAAAAAAAAAAAAAUUUAAAAAAAAAGAGACCAAAGACAAACCCCGAUUGAGGCGCAAUCUGCAAAAUAAUUGCCCGUACCCUUUAAAAAAUGGCAAUGUUGCCAGACAUGGUGGCUCACGCCUGUAAUCCCAGCACUUUGGGAGGCUGAGGCAGGCGGGUCACCUGUGGUCAGGAGUUUGAGACCAGCCUGACCAACAUAGAGAAACCCUGACUCUACUAAAAAUACAAAAUUAGCUAGGCGUGGUGGUGUGUGCCUGUAAUCCCAGCUAAUCCAGAGGCUGAGGUAGGAGAAUCUCUUAAACCCAGGAGGCCGAGGUUGCAGUAAGCCGAGAUCACGCCACUGCAAUCCAGCCUCGGCCACAAGAGCAAAACUCCAUCUCAAAAAAAAAAAGGCAAUGUUGAGAAAGACAAAGACCGAGGAGCUAUUCCAGUUAAAUAAAGUAGGCUAAAGACUUGGCAACUGAAAGCAGUGCCUGAUCCAGGAUCUUCUUUUAUUAUAAUGAGCAUCACUGGGACAGCUGGUAAAAUGUGAAUAUUGUCUGAAUAUUAUCAUAUCAAAGUUAAUUUCCUGAUCUUGAGGAUUGUAAUGUGGUUAUGUAAGAGAAUGUCCUUGUUUUAAGGAAAUAGACGUUGAAAUAUCUUGAGAUAAAAGAUCAUAAUGUUGGUGACUUAUUCUCAAAUAGUACAGGAAAGUGUGUGUGUGUGUCUGUGUGUGUCUGUGUGUGUGUGUCUAUGUGUGUGUGUGUCUCUGUGUGUGUGUCUGUGUGUGUGUGUGUCUCUGUGUGUGUGUCUCUGUGUGUGGUUCUCUGUGUGUGUAUCUGUGUGUGUGUCUGUGUGUGUGUGUCUAUGUGUGUGUGUCUGUGUGUGUGUCUGUGUGUGUGUGUCUAUGUGUGUGUGUCUGUGUGUGUGUGUGUGUCUGUGUGUGUGUGGAGAGAGAGAAGGGAGGGACAGAGAGAUAUGAAACAAAUGCAGUAAAAUGUUAACAUUUGGGGAAUCUGGAUGAAGAGUGGGAAUUCUUUGUACAAUUCUUGCAACUUUUCUCUAAGUCUACAAUUAUGUCCAAAAAAAGUUAGAAGAAUUGACAAGUUCCCACCAAAGAGGAGACAUAGCUUCCACCGUGGAAAUACAGGGCAAUAACCUGGCAGUUUGCUCUUUGGCCUGCAAAGGCAGUAUUCACGUGAGUGAGAGUCACUCACCCUCAAGUCUGGCAUUUGUUGUUGCAGACCCCAGAAGCUGCCUGAAAGCCUCCAGGCCUUGUGCAAUUUCCACUUCCCUUCACAGGUGUCUUCCCGGCACUCACUGGAAUAUGGUGUCUGACGAGUUUCUAAACAGGCACGGAACCAGAAUUCUCAGAAAUACCAAGGAGUUUCUUUUUUUUUUUUCAAGCCGGGGUUUCACCAUGUUGGUCAGGCUGGUCUUGAACACCUGACCUCAGGUGAUCUGCCUGCCUUGGCCUCCAAAGUGCUUGGAUUACAGGCAUGAGCCACCACACACCGCCCUAAAUACCAAGGAGUUUCUAUCACACUGACCAGGCUUCACCUGAAACAGUGGUCCCCUACUUUGUACAAUUCUUCCUUUCCCCUGGCUGCAAAAUAGGGAUUCCUGGCCUGUUUCUGCCAAAUGCUCUGUGGAAGCAGAAAAUCAUAAGCCUUGUGUUUUCUCCAUUGUAGAAAAUUAGGCCAGGUGCAGUGGCUCACGCCUGUAAUCCCAACACUUUGAGAGGCCGAGGCGAGUGGAUCACUUGAGGUCAGGAGUUUGAGACCAGCCUGGGCAACAGAGUGAGACUCUGUCUCUGUAAAAAAAAAAAAAAAAAAAAAUUAAUUUUUCCACUUACUUGGCACUUGGUUUUGGGGGUGCUUUUCUAUUGUUUGUUAAUGGACUUCAUUUUUUUUUUUUUUGAGACAAAGUUUCGUUCUUGUUGCCCAGGCUGGAGUGCAAUGGCGUGAUCUCUGCUCACUGCAACCUCCACCUCCAAGGUUCAAGCGAUUCUCCUGCCUCAGCAAGUCUGUACUGUACAUUAGGAUUCACUCUUUGUGCUGUGCAUUCUAUGGUAUUUGGGUCUCACUCUAUCGCUCAGGCCAAGUGCAGUGGCCCAGUCAUGGCUCACUUCAGCCUCAAACUCCUGAGCCUAAACCAUCCUUCCACCUCAGCCUGCCAAGUAACUGGGACUAUAGGUAUGUACCACCAUGCCUGGCUCAUUCUACGGGUUUUGAUAAAUGUAAAAUUACAUGUAGCUACCAUUAAAGUAUUAUACAGAAUAGUUUCACUGCCCUAAAAAUUCCCUGUACUCAGCUAGCUAUUCAUCCCUCCCUUCCCACUCCCCAAACUCCUGGAAACCACUGAUCUUUUUACUGUCUCUAUAGUUUUGACUUUUCCAAAAUGUUUUAAAGCUGGAAUGCUAUAGUAUGUUCCUUUUUCAGACUUUUUCUUAUGCUUAGCAAUGUGUAUUUAAGGUUCCUCCACAUCUUUUGUGACUUGAUAGUCCAUUUCUUUUUUGCACUGAGUAAUGUUCCAUUGUAUGGAUAUACCACAGUUUAUGCAUUCAUCUAUGGAAGGAUAUCUUGCUUGCUCCUAAUUUUUGGCAAUUAUGAAUAAAGCUGCUAUAAACAUU